AUGUCGACGGCAUCUAGUCAAUCCCGAGGAGUCAACCGACGGAUAAACAGCCUUCAGAAUGAAGGUCGCCAUUCGCGCAACUCGUCUGUCUCGCGCCGCCGGCCUCUCACGGCCAACAUCGCAAGCAGCCACGCUCUGCGCGUAGCCUACCUCACCUACCUCCUCCACCCUCGUUCCCGUCGCAUCCAAAAUGCACCGGCCGCGCCGGCACGGCCCAAGCGAUCAUCGACCUCGAUCCAUGAUUUGAUGAGUGACUUUUCGCUAGUCAGGGACUCGAAGAGCACCAGAAUUCCGCAUGGCUUUCUGUCGGAGCUGGAGAAGCGGUUGACCGGCGUGUUGAUGGGGAAGGAGAAAAGGAAGGAAUACCAGGAUCAUUUGGUGGUGCGCACGUUUGCCGUCUUUCUCAAUGUGCUCAAGGAAGACUCCUUCCGCAACCGCAUGGAGAAAGACCGCCGUGCCGAAGAUCUACUCCUUAUCUUCUACUCCAACGCCAUCAAGGAGCUGGGGAAGGGCAAGGAACACGAUGACGAUAGCUGGAAGCUCAUGGUCGAUCGCCACGUUGCGCUUUUUGUCCGUCUCCUGGCGCUGAUUCUCAAGAGCAAUGACUGGUCUAAGGACCGUCCAGAGCUGGCAAACCGAUUGUCGGUGCUGGAGAACAAGCUUCUUCUACAGGAUCAGGACUUGAUGGAUUCAAAUGGCCCCGCAUCAACAACAGAGGUUCUGGCCCCCCUGAGCCACGACGUGAAGGACAUGCCUCUUGUACAACAUGUGGCCAAGAUCUUCGGGAUGACGACCCUCCAAGCCCAAUCUGAGAUUGAUAAAAACAGAUCGGUUUGGACAGAGAGAGCAGCUCUUCAGGAUCUCAAGACCUAUCAAACACAGCUGAGUCUUCAUACCCGCAAGACGCUGUGCAGAGAGGACUUCGAGACAGACGAGGCCUUUGAAAGCUGGAAGAAGAGCGAGGGUCCCGAUCUGUCGCAGAUGAUGCUUGCAAUUGUACAGUCCAACCCAGAGCUUGCCAAGAGCACUCCUGGAGCUCUGCCCCAAUAUAACGCUACUGCCGGGGACGACCUGUCCUCUCCUCGAGACCGAACAUCCUAUGCCAUUGAUCAACCGGUUGAUCUCAGCUCGCUCUCCCUGGGCGGCGCGGAUGGCGACUCUGAAGAAUCUGACACAUAUACUUUCAUACCAUCGGAUCCCCGGGCCGUGUACAGGUUCAUUCUAGCCCAGACUUUAGCCCAUGACCUUCGCGAUCGGGAAAUUGAAGCUUCACAAGCCACAUCGGAUGCGCCGUCGAUGAAGCUGCUCUCAAAGCAGUCCACAGAAAUGCUCAACGAAAUUUGUCUCCGCUGGCGGAUUCCUAAUUUCUCACGCAUCGUGCUCUUCCUCGACGUCAUUCAGUCCAAGUACGUGGACUCGGAGAUCGACCUCGGCACCCUGGACUCAGCAUUCACAUUUGUGAAAGAGGCGCCCAGCAAUGAACCGCGGGUCAAGCGCAGCAGCUUCAUGGCCUCCUCCCUUUUUGAUCGGCGGAAAUGGAGCGUGCAUGAUUUGCAGACUAUGCAGCAGCUACUGUCCAAAAUUCAUGAGGCCCUUCUGCGUGAACUUUACGACGUGAUGAUGGAUUGUUUCGAGGCGAAGCCCCGCCCAAUUGGGCCUGUAAUGUACGUCCUCCAAAAUCACAUUCAGAUGGACCCAAAUUAUACAGAGGAUCCGGAGGACAUCGAUCGCUUCUCUUCGUAUGUGCAGGAUGGUCUUGCUCAGAAGGCAACGGAGAAAUACCAGAGUCUUCUUGGCCAACUGAUCCCCGUCGAUCAGGACUCGUGGCAGGUUGAUAAUGUAAUUCAGCUGGGUGAUGCCAUCUCGAAACUGGCGCAGAAGAUUCAGAAGCGGUACAGGAAUAAUCCUGAGAUUAUGGGCGUCAACCCUUAUACCACCCUAUGUCUUAAUGUACUCCCGAUGUUUGCGGAGGAUGCGAAUGAAAUGGUCAUCCGAAUCAUUGAGCAUGCCAAAUCUGUGGGCGAGGAGAUCGAUAUUGAAGAUGGCUUUGAUCUGUACAGGCAGCUUGCCACGAUCAGACGUCUUUUCACGAACACUAUUCCUGACACCCCGUUCCCGUUCCACGUGGAGAGUCUACUGGAAGAAUUUGUCUGGCGAUGGCUCCGUCUGACUGACCAGAGUGUCAUGGAGUGGGUUGACCAGUCUAUUCGACAAGAUGCAUUCACCGUUCGCGGAGGUGGGACAGGCGCGGUCGUACCAGAGGACAACCGACACAGUGUAUCGGUAAUUGAUAUCUUCCGGUCCUUUAAUCAGGUGGUGGAGAACCUGAUCGGGCUGGAAUGGGACGACGAUCUUCAGUAUGCGAAAUUCAUGACCGCUCUCUCGAACUCCAUUGGCAAGGGUGUUGCAAAAUACUGCGAAUCCUUGGAACAGAUGUUUGCCCGUGAGAUGGACCGUCUCACGCCGGAACAAGAAGCGGUAUUGAACCAGACCACUCAGGAGAAACUCAUGCAAUUCGCCAAGGACACAUGGACGAAUAAGGUCAAGAUCGAGCCAUUCCAGUUUUCGUCUGAGUCCCUAGUGAAGUUGAACAACGUCGAGUAUGCGCUGUCCCAAUUGGACAGGCUCGAGAGUGAAAUCAACGUUGAUGGAUGUGCCGAUGUUAUCGCAAAGAAUACUCCUCCGCAGCUCAAGAAGGUGCGCAAGUCCACCACUUACGUCUUCACGAUCAAGGUGGUGGAAGCAGAAGAUCUGAAGGCAUGCGACAUGAACGGUGGCAGCGAUCCGUAUGUCGUCUUGACCGACGAGUACCAGAAGCGGAUUGCCAAAACACGCAUUAUCUAUAACAACCUCAACCCUCGGUGGGAGGAUGCAGUAGAUAUCACAACACAGGGCCCGCUGAACAUAAUUGCCACGAUCUGGGAUUGGGAUGCAGUGGGCGAUCACGAUUAUGUUGGCCGGACAUCGAUCAAACUUGACCCCGUUCACUUCGGUGAUUUCCUCCCGCGUGAGUACUGGCUCGAUCUGGAUACUCAAGGGCGGCUCCUGCUGCGUGUCAGUAUGGAAGGCGAGCGAGACGACAUCCAGUUUUAUUUCGGCAAGGCUUUCCGUACCCUCAAGCGCACAGAGAGGGACAUGACUCGGAGGAUCACCGAGAAGCUCUCGGCCUAUAUCAGCCAUUGCCUGUCUCGUCGGACGUUGAAGUCCCUCCUUUCGCGCGGUCUCAGCAUGUCGACCGUGUCCAACUUCCUGAACCGCAACCGCGGGCAACCUACCUCCACGGGCCCUACACCGGCCGAUGUAGAGAAUGCCCUGGACCCACUUUUCAACUACUUCAAUGACAACUUCGCAAUAAUGAACAAGACCCUCACCGGCGAAGCCAUGCGCAUGGUCAUGGCACGUCUCUGGAAAGAAGUCCUCGCCACAAUCGAAAGCCUCCUCGUCCCCCCACUCUCCGACAAACCCUCGCACCAGAAACCCCUCACAAUGCAAGAAGUCGACAUUGUUUUCCGCUGGCUCGUCCUCCUCCUCAACUUCUUCCACGCCAUCGACGAAGACACUGGCGAAGCCGGCGGCAUCGCAAUCGACAUCCUCAAAUCCCCCAAGUACCACGAGAUCCAGAGCCUGAACUUCUUCUACUUCGAGCCGACGGAGAACCUGAUCCGCACGUCGGAGCGGAUGGCCUCGGCGAACGUGAACCGCCAACAGGCCAACCGGAACCGCCUCUCGGCGCCCGCACAUCUGGGUGCCACGGGAUCCGUACAUGGCGGGCUCGGCGUACCUGCUGCGCGCCGCGCGAAGAGCAUCAUGCUGUCGCGGAACCUGGGCACCAUGAAGAAGGUCAAGGAGGAGAAGCGCCGCGAGGCACAGGCCGAUCCGAACGACGAUAUGAUCCUGCGUAUUUUGCGCAUGCGGCCCGAGGCUGCGGGGUAUCUGCGGGAUCGCAGUCGGCAGAAGGAAAGACUUGCGGCAGCGGCGGCGGCGGAUGCCAUCGUGAAACAGAGUCUAAUGGCUGGUGCGGGGAGCCGGAUGAGCGGGACGAUUCCCCGGCGCUGA
Molecule: messenger RNA, 4056 nt
Organism: Penicillium canariense
Lineage: Eukaryota; Fungi; Ascomycota; Eurotiomycetes; Eurotiales; Aspergillaceae
Product: C2 domain protein
Exons: 5
Coding region: 1-4056 (1351 amino acids)
Source: RefSeq, a predicted model, not a curated record